Messenger RNA from Orbicella faveolata, 1068 nucleotides. Its product is annotated as tetraspanin-31-like. Gene Ontology annotation, cellular component: membrane. The record is from RefSeq and is a predicted model, not a curated record. NCBI's taxonomy places the organism in Eukaryota, Metazoa, Cnidaria, Anthozoa, Scleractinia, Merulinidae.
GCUUGUGCUUUUCUUUAAAAACUUGAAACCCUUCUCUCCUUACAAUUUCCAGUAACCCUCCUUGGGGUAGGUAUGGUUUUUAUCCAAAACCACACAUUGCCAUUAUCAAAAAUGAUAUUUUUAAUCCUUAACUCUUCCAUCAGUAUAUGAUCAUUAUGGCACUUCUCUUUAUUAUUCAAAUGUCAGUCUCAAUUGGUGCGAUAGCAGUUUCUCAUGAGCAGCAGUCUAAACUAAUGGAGGCUGGAUGGAGUAGGAUGUCAGAUAAGAUGAAAAAUGAAAUUCAAGAGAUUAAAGAUUGUUGUGGAUUUAAAAAUAGGACUUUAACACCAAAUGAUCCUAAAAUGGGGCACCCAAAUUGCGAUGAGUUGAAGUGCUGUACUAAUCAAAGCCCUGAAUGUCUAACCUGUGAAACGUGCUACAAUAAGCUAGAAGAUGUUGUCAACCAUCUGCUAAAAGUAGCUGGAGGUGUUGGUCUGUUCUUCAGUUUCACUUUGCUCUUGGGUCUGUGUUUGACGAAACGUGUGCGGAACAGACAACAGAAACUCUAUUUUGACUGAGGCAGGUGACGUUCCGAGCUUCGGGCUGUUCUGACAACCACCGAGAAGAAUCUUUUAACAGGAGUAGAAUCUUUUUAGCUAGUAUUUAAAUAGUAAGAUUAUUGUUGAAAGCAACUAGGCGUGGAAUAAAGUUCGCAUAUUUCGUAGAGUACAAGGAAUGACUGGGAUUUCAGUAAAAGCGUACAAAGAGAUUCAUCUUAGUUUACUCUAGCCUCCUCCAGUCGUUCAGUUAGUUGGGGCGCAGCGCGAAGAAUGAAGCACAAAAAGAAUUGGGUGGAAGCGCGGCGCACCAUGUACCAAGCCUCUCUCUUCUUUUUUCGCUUCGCUGUUGUUUUCGCGCGCUGCGUCCUAACUAACUGAACACAAUGCUGAACACAUGGAAGAGGCUAAGUCUACCCUUCAGUUGACAGGGGAUCGUUCGCGCAUAUUUUCAAGGGUCAGUUAAGUUCCCGGGGUUAAGUUGCACAUUAUCGAUGAACCUAAGAGUCUGCGAGGGAGCGAUCCAAAAAAA